This is a messenger RNA of Chenopodium quinoa (quinoa), 1482 nucleotides long. RefSeq lists its product as uncharacterized. Gene Ontology annotation, molecular function: zinc ion binding. Lineage: Eukaryota; Viridiplantae; Streptophyta; Magnoliopsida; Caryophyllales; Amaranthaceae. The transcript is spliced from 3 exons. The record is from RefSeq and is a predicted model, not a curated record. The coding region runs from base 1 to 1482 and encodes 493 amino acids.
AUGCCCAAGCAACCACCACCAGUGUUUCAGUGGCUUUUUAUGUGUUUUGAAGGGUUAAUGAAAGGAUGGAGGGAAGGAUGCAGGAAGGUGAUAGCUAUAGAUGCAUGCUUUUUGAAGACUUUCCUUGGUGGGCAGCUGUUAUGUGCAGUUGGUAGGGAUGCAAAUGGCCAAAUGUAUCCCAUAGCUUGGGCUGUGACAGAGGGGGAAAACAAUCUGAGUUGGGAGUGGUUUUUCAUACAUUUGGUAGCAUGCUUGGACCUUGGUGAAGGUGAAGGAUUAUCUGUUAUCUCUGAUGAGCAUCAGGCAAUCUUGAAUGUUGUUGCUUCAGUUCUGCCCAAAGCAGAACAUAGGCAUUGUGCAAGGCACAUUUUUGCCUUGUGGCACAAGACUUAUAGAGGUGAUGAGUUGAAAUUGCAAUUUUGGAAAAUUGCAAAGUCAUACAAUGAGGCAGAUUAUAAGUAUGCAUUGACUGAGCUUGAGGUGAUGAACCCAGAAGCAGCUGUAGCAUUCCAGAAAUACAAUCCUCAUCUAUUCUGCAGAGCAUUCUUAAGCACUGAUGUGAAGACUGAUGCAAUAACAAGCAACAUUGCAGAAACUUUCAAUGGAUUCAUCAUAAAUGCAAGGACAAAACAUCUGUUAUUCAUGAUUGAGGAGAUUAGAAGUCAACUGAUGCAGAGAAUGGUGAAAAAAAGGCAAGACAUGGAAAAGACAACUACCUAUCUUUGUCCUAGAAUACAGUCAAAGCUUGACAAAGAGAAAAAUAAGGCAGCCUACUGUGAAGUUCUGCCCUCAAGUGACACUCUAUUCAAUUUGUCUUACAACCUUGAUCAGGUGGUUGUAAACCUUGAGGCAAAGACCUGCACUUGCAGGAAAUGGGACAUGCUUCGCAUUCCUUGUUGUCAUGCUGUAGCAUGUGUUUUCUUUGCCAACAAGGAAGCUGAGCAAUUUUUUCAUCCCUGUUAUAGGAGAGAGGUUUACCUAACAUCAUAUGCAGGUUCAAUUCCACCCCUUGCCGGAGAGAGGUACUGGCCUAAAGUAGCCCUUGCAUUGGACCCACCCCCAAUCAAAAUAGGUCCAGGAAGGCCUAGGAAGAAUAGGAUCAGAGAUCCUUUUGAGAAUCCAAAGAAACAUGGUUCCUUGACAAAAACUGGUGUUGAAAUGACUUGCACAAUUUGCAAAGUUAAGGGGCAUAAUAAGAGGAGGUGUCCAAAUAGGGACACUACAAUCCAAUCUGAGCCACCUGCUAAAAGAGCAAGGGGAAGACCAAAGAAAAAUGGAGAGCAACCCCAUUCCACUGUAUCUGCACCAUGUGAGCCUCAACUGAACACAACUGCUGCAGCACAACACCAUACUGUCACAGCACAGCCUACACAGUUAGGAAGAGGGGGCAGAGCUAUCAGAGGAGGAAGAGGCUCCAGGGGACAGGGAACAAGACCAUCUUCUUGUGCAUCUGCACCAACUGGUGGCUCAGGGAGGGGAUAG